Messenger RNA from Paraglomus brasilianum, 3348 nucleotides. Lineage: Eukaryota; Fungi; Glomeromycota; Glomeromycetes; Paraglomerales; Paraglomeraceae. The record is from the annotation of a GenBank genome assembly.
AUGGCUCGUCACAGAAGCAUUAGAAACCUUAACGUAGAAGAUAUCUACGACGACUGGCUUGGUGAAUAUUCGGACGAUGAUGGCACGGAUCAAAAUGAUGAAGUUUUACUGGAAUCAAACUUGCGCAAAGUAAAAGAAUUGAUAGGCGCUCCACCUGGGAUAACUGAUAAGGCGAUCAAAGACAUUUUAUGGGAUACCUACUAUGAUAUCGACGAGACAAUACGUCGCUUAUCAGCCAAAAUAAAAAAACCACCAGAUCAAAAACCAAAGCAAUCGCCAACACCACAAAGAAAACCUGCUGUAGAUCAGACGCAAUCAAAAUCAUCCCGAAUAAACAUAGCGAAUGGAUGGCAGAGCUUCAGUUGUGAUGUCAUGAGGAUUGAUAAGAGGGAGUGUGAAAACGGUCCCAUAUCCAUGGUUGAGAAGCGCGAAACUUUGGAUUUGCUAUCGACUCAGAGUUAUUUUAAAAAGCCUACAGCAGCUUCGCAAAGCAUAUUAGUGCCUCAGGACUUUUGGUCGUGGUACGACAUAAAGUGGAGCUGCAGUGGAAAGAAUGAAUUGUUGCCUCCUAAAAUUCCGGAUGGACGAUUGCGAUUAACUGGAUUACUAGGCGGAGCAGACACCAAUAACUCACGAUCAACCCAGUCAGGUUUCGCACAACUUCGGGCUCAAUUAUCUUCAUCACGCAAUUUGUCAUCACCACGCGGAGAUUCAAGUAUUCAUUCGAAUGCUAUUAACUCGAGUACUACCAAUACAUCGACAUCAACACGUCGUUCUUUACGUUCGAGUACUAACGAUUCUUCGAACAGAGGCCAGUCCCUUGCGAGCUUAGCACAAGCUAGUAUCGAUCGAGCAGGCCCGAGAACCUCAUUGACAAGCCUUAUUGCAAAAAGAAAAGCACAGGGAUCAUCAUCGGUACAGAGCUCAUUGUCUCAACCAGCGGAAACAUCGGCGACUACUGUUGCGAUUGGAAAAAGUGCAUUCAAUAGUACAAAUUCUCCUGGAUUGACACACCCAAAGCCGAAAGUAACUUCUAUCGGAAAGCCACGUAUAGUUCGGACAGAUGCUGGCCAAAGUAAACCUUCCUUACUUUCUCUGGCCUCUGGGAAAUCUACCUCACUAGUGCAAUCCCGUGGUAAAUUGGCUUCUACGACGCCAUCAACAAACUUCUCCGAAUCAGCCCGCGAAUCGAUUCAAUUUCAUCCGGAGCCGACUACCCCCCCCGCGGCGCUUGUACAACCAUUUCCAUCUGCAAUACCAGCAUUUUCGAAUCCUCUGAUAGCUCCGCCAUCUGUAUUCGCCUUGUCGCUCUUUGGUGACCUUGAAGACUCUCAAUCACAACAAUGCGGAGCACUUACUAUUGACAUUUUCUCGUUAGGUGGCAACGGAAAAGCUUUUGCUUUUAAUACGCCUAGUCCUGACGAUGAAUUAAUAGAGGCACGUGAAGAAGGAAAAACCAACGCUGCCGCAAUAAAAGAAGCAGCUACUCUGCCAAAAUCACCAACUGUGGAGUCGCUGAAACCGUCGAAGAGAAUUAAUGUGAUUGAAGAUACUCCUAAUCUUGACGAUAUAACAAUAGAGGCACGUGAAGAAGGAAAAGCCAACGCUGCCGCAAUAAAAGAAGCAGCUGCUCUGCCAAAGCCACCAAUUGUGGAGUCGCUGAAACCGUCGAAGAGAAUUAAUGUAAUUGAAGAGUAUCGAAAGCGUACGGCAGAAAAAGAUUCUUUGAACUUGGUUGUCGUUGGCCAUGUUGAUGCUGGGAAGAGCACGCUUAUGGGGCACCUUCUUUAUCUUUUGGGUGAAGUUAAAGAAAGAACAAUGAGAAAAUAUGAGCACGAGUCGCAAAAAUUGGGCAAAUCAUCUUUCGCGUUUGCAUGGGUUCUCGAUGAGACUGGGGAAGAGAGAAGCAGAGGUAUCACUAUGGACGUUGCCGUUACCAGUUUCGAAACAGAACGCCGUCGAUUUACUUUGCUUGAUGUUCCCGGUCACCGAGAUUUUAUUCCCAACAUGAUUUCUGGGGCCGCACAGGCAGAUGUUGCAAUACUUGUAGUCGAUUCGACUACGGGCGAAUUUGAGGCUGGUUUUGAAGCCAAUGGUCAAACUAAAGAACACACCCUGCUUGUAAGAAGUCUGGGCGUACAGCAGCUUGUUGUCGCCAUUAAUAAACUCGAUAUGGUUGAUUGGUCUGAGGAGAGAUUUAAAGAAAUUAAAACAAAACUCAGUGCUUUUCUCAGUCAAGCUGGAUUCAAGAAAAAUAAAGUCACAUUUGUGCCAUGCAGCGGUAUGACUGGGGAGAAUCUUUUAAAGAAGUCACCAGAUAUUAUGACAUGGUACGAUGGAACAACACUUGUACAACAGAUUGAUGCAUUGGAACCUCCAGUGAGGCUCUUGGAAAGACCGUUUCGAUUGGGUGUUGCAGAUUUCUUCAAAGGUAGCAGUGGAGGUGGAGGAGGAAUCUCUGUAGCCGGCAGAGUUGAUGCGGGCACUAUCCAGGUAGGAGAAACAGUCAUGGUAAUACCUGGUGAACAAACUGGCACUGUGAAAGCUAUCGAGGUCAACGGUGAAUCUGCGAAAUGGGCUGCAGCUGGGGACACUAUACUGACAACCCUGACUGGUCUUGAUAUCAUAAAUCUCAGUACUGGUUCAAUAUUGUGUUCUCCGUCGAGUCCUGUGCCAGUGUCAUCAAACUUCAUUGCACAAAUCGUGGUGUUUGAUAUAAAGAUACCGAUCACAAAGGGAUUUCCAGUUAUUAUUCAUCAUCAGAGCUUGAACGAACCCGCAGUGAUUACUAAAUUACUUGCAACCCUUGAUAAGAGCACAGGCGGGAUUGUCAAGAAAAACCCGCGACAUCUCUCAAAGCAGACUACAGCCAGAGUUGAAAUAAAACUGUCCGAUAGGUCCAUUCCAUUAGAGACUUUCAAAGAUAAUAAGGAGCUCGGUCGCGUCAUGUUGCGAAAGGCUGGUGAAACGAUUGCCGUUGGAGUAGUUACAGAAGUAUUAUGGCGCGGGGAUGAUUCACAAGGACAAUGUUAUAACGUGCGCCUGACCUGGUUCGAAUCCAUCGAUUCGGCCGACGAUGAUCAAACGGUCCAAGAGGAUACGGGCGAACGAGUUCUAUGCAGUAAUGUCGUGAUGUGGUUGGGAGCGGUUUAUAGUUCGCUACAUAAAAAACACAAAAAUUCUCGGACGAAGUGGUGCACAGUGGAGAAGGAGGAGUUUGAAGAAGAGGGAGAAAAGGGAUCCAUAAUCGGGAUAUUGAUUAUGAUCACCGCUUUCUUCCGUGUCCUUUGUAAGAAAUUUCGCAACAAAUCGUUGCGAAAUUGUCGAACGUCUUUUAAGAAGGAGUAA